CGAUUCAUUAAAAAAAAACUUAAAAUACAAAUACGUCAGCUAACAGCAGGACUCCUGAAUAUUGAUGUUUUCUCUAGCUUUGCUCCGGAUAUUAUUAUUGUUGAGAUGAUCUAACGGACCGAAGGCAACACAAACCAGCAGAGAGAAACCUUGCCAGUCCACAACCAUUCCUCAUUCGAAAACCCACCCAUAUCGCUCGAGUAAGCUUUGCUGAACUAUGUCCACCAGGCUGACAUCUUAGCUGCAAUGAGAGACUAUGCAACGGGUGGAAUGUGUCCAAGUAAAGCAACAGUAUCGGGAAAAACUAUAAUCGUAACUGGAGCAAACACUGGUAUUGGAAAACAAACUGCCCGAGAACUGGCCAGCAGAGGUGGCAGAAUUAUAAUGGCAUGUCGCGAUAUGGAGAAAUGUGAAACAGCUGCUCGAGAAAUUAGAGGUGAAACCCUGAAUCAUCAUGUAUAUGCAAAGCCUCUUAACCUUGCAUCGCUGAAAUCAAUUCGAGAGUUUGCCAAACAAGUCAAUGAAGAGGAAGAGAAUAUAAAUGUGUUAAUUAACAAUGCUGGUAUUAUGAGAUGUCCUCACUGGAAAACAGAAGAUGGAUUUGAAAUGCAGUUCGGCGUAAAUCACCUUGGUCAUUUUUUGUUGACAAACCUGCUACUUGAAAAAUUAAAGAAUUCUGGAAAUGGUCGCAUCAUAAAUGUAUCGUCACUUGCUCACAAAGUGGGACAAAUUGAUUUCAAUGAUCUCAACUGGGAAAAUAAAAAAUAUGACACCAAGGCAGCAUACUGUCAGAGCAAACUUGCAAACAUAUUGUUUACAAGGGAACUGGCUAAAAGACUUCAUGGAAGUAAAGUUACAGUCAAUGCUGUGCACCCAGGAGUGGUGAACACUGAACUAGGCAGACACACAGGGAUGCAUAAAUCAAAAUUUUCCAGGACAACAUUGGGACCAUUUUUCUCACUUCUAGUAAAAUCCCCACUUUUAGGAGCACAACCCUCCAUAUAUCUGGCUGUAGCAGAGGAGCUGGAAGGGGUAUCUGGAAAAUACUUUGAUGUUAAUGAAGAAAAAGACCCUGCUCCGCAGGCUCUGGAUGAUGAGACAGCCAAGCAUUUGUGGGAAAUCAGAGGGCAUUUUCCACUAUGUUGGCAACAGCGCAUAAAGGACACAUCCUAUGUUAUGGAGUUGCUUGGGAUCAACUGCAACAAAAGCCACUGCAUCUCCUUUUGGGCAUGUUUUGCAAAGGGCCAUUUCAGAUGUCUUGAGUUGCGGAAGGAGGCCAUUUGGUUCUUUAUGUUUGCAGCAGCUGUUUAAAUGAGCGUCAUUACCUAGUGCCAAUCUAAUGAUUUUUCUAUGCACAUGAUGUGUUAUUCAAAUAAUCAUCCAAUGCCCUCUUGACUGCCUCAACUGAACCUGUCUUUACCAAACUUCCAGGCAUUUUAUUUUCCAUGCCGUAACUACUCGCUGCAUGAAAAAUCUUUUUGUGACAUCACCCUUGCUGCUUUUGCAAAUUACUUGACUUUAAAUCUGUGUCCUCACAUUCUUCUUCACCCAGGGAGGUGGGUGAUGGUCUCCCCACUACAGUUGCUUCAAAGGCAGCAUGCUGAGGCAGCCAUUCAAUAUGUCCGUCCAUAUUCCUUUUCCCGUAGGGUCUCGAGGACACUGCACAAAAACAUUUAUUUGUGAUCAAAUAUGUACUUCUGCACACGUUUUCAAAAGAGGCCCAUGCUGUACUGCAGCCCAACUGAACAGAUCAUUUCAUGCAACCAGGUCCUUCCUUGACAUUAGGGCAGACAGAACCUCAUUAUGUUAUGAAACAGUGUUUGCAUAUCAAGGGUCUCCACACAACUUGAUACUCACAUAGGUAAUCUUCAGGAUGCGAGCAGUAACAAGUAUGUUUACCCAUUGAUCCAUAGGUGUAUGCAUUUAGAAGUUUGUCCCUGCAGACACACUCCAUUUUCAAUUACAAGAUAGUGUAGAAAUGGCCCAAAUUAGUCAUUUAAACAGUCCUACAGCAGAGAAAAAAACCAUUUAGCUCAUCAUGUCUAUGGCAAUAAAUGUUCCGAUUCCGGAGAAAAUAAUACUGCAGAUGCUGGAGAUCAGAGAUGAAAAGUGUGGCACUGGAAAAGCACAGCAAGUCAGGCAGCAUCCAAGGAGCAAGAGAAUCAACAUUUU
Molecule: messenger RNA, 2172 nt
Organism: Chiloscyllium plagiosum (whitespotted bambooshark)
Lineage: Eukaryota; Metazoa; Chordata; Chondrichthyes; Orectolobiformes; Hemiscylliidae
Source: RefSeq, a predicted model, not a curated record